Molecule: messenger RNA, 1368 nt
Organism: Emiliania huxleyi CCMP1516
Lineage: Eukaryota; Haptophyta; Isochrysidales; Noelaerhabdaceae
Exons: 6
Coding region: 35-1117 (360 amino acids)
Biological process (GO): lipid metabolic process
Cellular component (GO): membrane
Molecular function (GO): oxidoreductase activity, acting on paired donors, with oxidation of a pair of donors resulting in the reduction of molecular oxygen to two molecules of water
Source: RefSeq, a predicted model, not a curated record
AUCUGCACUUCGGCGACUUCUCGGUGGACUUCUCAUGGGAGGCGCCGGCGCGAGCGAGGCUGAACGGCCCAAGUGGACCACGAUCCACGGGCGGCACGUCGAUGUGUCAAAGUUCCGCCACCCGGGUGGGAACAUCAUCGAGCUCUUCUAUGGCAUGGACUCGACGAGCGCGUUCGAGCAGUUCCACGGCCACCACAAGGGCGCGUGGAAGAUGCUCAAGGCGCUGCCGACCAAGGAGGUCGACCCCGCCGACGUGCCGCAGCAGCCGCAGGAGCACGUUGCCGAGAUGACGCGGCUGAUGACGUCGUGGCGCGAGCGCGGCCUCUUUAAGCCGCGCCCCGUCGCCUCGGGCAUCUACGGUCUCGCCGUCGUCGCUGCCAUCGUCGCGUGCAUCGCCUGCGCGCCGCACGCGCCGGUGCUGAGCGGGAUCGGGCUCGGCAGCUGCUGGGCGCAGUGCGGCUUCCUGCAGCACAUGGGCGGGCACCGCGAGUGGGGGGUGCGGUACUCCUUCCUCCUGCAGCACUUCUUCGAGGGCCUCCUCAAGGGCGGGUCCGCCUCGUGGUGGCGCAACCGCCACAACAAGCAUCACGCAAAGACUAACGUGCUCGGCGAGGACGGCGACCUGCGGACGACUCCCUUCUUCGCCUGGGACCCGACGCUCGCCAAGAAGGUUCCAGACUGGUCGCUCAAGACGCAGGCCUUCACCUUCCUCCCCGCCCUCGGAGCAUACGUCUUUGUCUUUGCCUUCACGAUCCGCAAGUAUGCCGUCGCCUGUCAUCCUCCCUCACCUUCAGGCAUCUACCUCGGCUUCUUCUUCGGCCUGUCCCACUUCGCGGUCGAGCGAGUCCCCUCCACCGCCACCUGGCUCGAGUCGUCCAUGAUCGGCACCGUCGACUGGGGAGGCUCCUCCGCCUUUUGCGGCUACGCGAGCGCGGAGAAGCUCGGGCUUCCCUAUCGCGAGCUCUCCUUCGCCGGCGCGGUCAAGCUGAUGAUGGUCGGCCUCUGGCGCACGGGGAGGGACGAGCUGCAGCUGCGCUCCGACAGGCGCAAGUACUCGCGCACCCAGGCCUACAUGGCGGCCGCCUCGGCGGUGGUGGAGAACCUCAAGGCGGACUAGCCGCCUCCGUUUGCCUCAGUCUCCGCAGCCCGCACCCGCAGGGGGGCGCGGAUUCUCGCGAGGUUUGCUAGUGAGAGUGGUCUACGAGGGCGGUCCCGGUCGUCCAAGCAUGCGACAAGCGCGCCGUGAGAGUAUAGAGUACCGAUGGCUGCGGUCAGCUGAGAGUCCGCAGCUUUGCGAGCUUGAGAGUCAUGUAUGGGCGGUCGCGGCAGAAUUGUCUCGUUAUUUACAGAAUAGAAAUCACAGCAAAA